Molecule: messenger RNA, 1444 nt
Organism: Frieseomelitta varia
Lineage: Eukaryota; Metazoa; Arthropoda; Insecta; Hymenoptera; Apidae
Exons: 4
Coding region: 557-961 (134 amino acids)
Source: RefSeq, a predicted model, not a curated record
UCAUGAAUCUACGUAAGAAGUCUCUCCUUCCUCUCCGGGGAGUACAGCUCCGCCACCUUUCUCGAAGGACUUCUGUGAUAUCGUCGGUUUCGGGGUGCAGAAUCCGAUUACGUAAUGUAAUGAACAGGGAGGCGGUCGUAACAACGUGGAGGAGGAACACAUUGAUGAUACUGGAUGCUGGUACCAACAGUGGUGGGUUUAGCUUUGGUCCUCUUGGUGGUACGGAAGAAGAAGGUGGAAGAGGGGUGAAUGGUAUAAAUGUGGUCCGCGCAAGCUCCACCAAUCACUCGCCCUCUGACCUCCAAACUUCAAGCUCUCGCGGUAUCAAACACCCCCUCUUUGUCCGUACGAUCAAGAGACAAGCUAUCACUUGGGCAACGAAACUCGCGCCUCGCGAUCAUCACCUUGUGCGGUGCCACGUUCGAACAUCAUCGCCGAGAGCUACCUGAGAUUUAAUUUUGACCUGGAUCCAGCGAAACAAAUCUACAAAUAAAUAUACAACCGUCUAUUUCCUCGUCUACCUGGUGAUCUUUCUACCUGGUCUAAAUUCAGAAACAUGGCAACGCCGGUGGCGCUCAUUCAACGAUGCAUGAUCAUUUUUGCCAUCCUGCUCUGUUAUUUUCACGUUCGGAGCGAAGGUGUGGACUGCGAAUUGUACCCGUUCCAUCACACCUGCAGAGGUACAAUGUCGAGGAAACGUGCGAUGUUCCCGAUCAUAUACGAAGGAUGCGAAGGAAGUAAAGGGAACAUAAAUUGCGUCAAGGAGUUUGAAGAAGCACGUCGUAUUCCUUAUGUUCCGCUCUCCAAGUCGAGACUCUUAAUUGCUUUACUUGAUGAUGAUCUGCAAAAGGACAUCACGCGAUCUGUUCGUCAUAAAUUAAGGAGCGACGAAAUGAAUAAACGAAAGCCAGCUUUAAUGGAGAACUUUUUGUCAGAGUUGGAGUCUUCGGAUACUUAUUGAACGAAAAUGAUCAGGAAAUAAAAAUCUUCUCGGCUCGCGCAAGCAUUUUUCAUCAUUCCGAAUUUCAGAAAUGUACAUUUAAUCUUCUCUCUCUCUCUCUUUCUCUCUCUUUCUCGCUCUACAUACGCAAAAUAAAAUCUCCCUUCCUUUACUUUUACUUUUGUUUUAAAAAUAUUUUUGCUCUGCUGCCGCCUUUUUAUUUAUUCCGGUCUUUUCUCUUCAAGUAAACCACCUUUGCUUCUUCAUUGCCUUUGAACCAAUUACAAUUGAUAUUAAACCAUUGUAUCCACGUUACUAACAAUACACAUGUGCUGCAGCAUAAGAAAAUAUAUUUGAAAUUCGAAGCAACUCCUCAGAUAACCCUAACUAAAAUAGAGAAUACGAAAUUAAAAUAUCAUUUUACAUUUCAUCGCAAAUAUAUAGCAUAACUUUAUAACCUUCAGUCUAUCUAUUAAAACCUUGUAUAUAAAUACAUCAAAAAAA